GACCCAAGGGCUAUCUCCCUGCUACAGACAUUUGGUAAAAUCAGGAACUUCACAUACAACUCAGGAAGAAGUUCACCUCAGAACCUAUUAGGGAGAACUAUGAAAACUUGUUAGGGUCCUUCUGUCCUGAGAUCCGUCACUGCCAAGGGACUUCACAGAGUCCAAGGAUCUCUUUUUUUUUUUUUCAUUUUCUUUCUUUUUUUUUUUUUUUCCCCCUUUUUUUUUUCCCCCCUCUUUAUUUUUGUUUCAUGUGAUUUUUUUUCAAGUCAGUUAUUCUGGAUGUUUGAAAACUGAAUUAAGAAAAACCCACUCAGAAGUUGGCUGAAUGUUGCAAGCCUGCAAAAUGGAAGGAUUUCCCCUCAUUCCCCCUCCCUCUGAAGAUAUGGUACCCUAUGAGUCAGACCUCUACCGACAGCCCCAUGACUAUUACCAAUAUCUCAACAGUGAUGGAGAGAGUCAUGGUGAUCAUUACUGGGAAUAUCAUCCACACCACAUGCACAGUGAGUUUGAGACCUUUGGAGACAAUCACUUCACAGAACUGCAGAGUGUGCAGCCUCCCCAGCUCCAGCAGCUCUACAGGCACAUGGAGAUUGAACAGAUGCACGUCUUGGAUUCUGCAAUCCCAACCACACACAUUGGACUCAACCAUCAGGUGCCCUAUUUGCCCAGGAUGUGCCUGCAGUACUCCUCUCCACCGCAACCCAGUUCUGAUGAGGAGGACAUAGAGAGGCAGAGCCCCCCAUUGGAGGUGUCAGAUGGGGAGACUGAUGGUGUGGACCCUGGGCCUGGAAUUAUGCAUGGAGAAACAGGCAGCAAGAAAAAGAUACGUCUGUAUCAGUUCCUUCUGGACCUUCUUCGCAGUGGAGACAUGAAGGACAGCAUCUGGUGGGUGGACAAGGAAAAAGGCACUUUCCAGUUCUCCUCCAAACACAAAGAAGCAUUGGCACAUCGCUGGGGCAUCCAGAAAGGCAACCGCAAGAAAAUGACCUACCAGAAGAUGGCACGGGCUUUGAGAAACUAUGGCAAGACAGGGGAGGUCAAGAAAGUCAAGAAGAAGCUGACCUACCAGUUUAGUGGAGAGGUGAUGGGAAGGGGGGUCACUGAUAGGAAGCAUUAUCCUCACUGAGGCCGUGGGACUCUAAGCAAGGAAAAUAUUAAGACCUCCUGGCUGAAUACCAGCAGAGGAGACGGACGCAUCUUUCUCUUUGCUUCCUGUGCCCCCUUCUCUGCCUUUAAAGGGCCUUUUACCAUCAGAUGUUUCUGGUACGAAUUCCUUUCUUCAGCAUCUGAGAAUCCUAAACGUGACCGAAUUCUUUGCUUCCACCCUACGAGUUGGACAGAGUUGGGAAACUUAAACAGUGUACAAAUAUAUUAUUGUCAGGAAAUAUUUGUUUGUUUGUUUGAUUGUAUUGUAACUAAGGAAUACAACUGAUGAAGUUUUGCCUUCAAAUGUGGUGCUGUGUCACUCCUAGUGACACUGCAUUAGCUUACAGCUUUCAGACUAGCAUUAAUAUACAGGCUCUGCCGCAGCUCUCAAAGUUAGAGAGAAGUUUGCAGAUCUUGGAAUGAUACUCGUUCUUUUAAAUAGUAAUAACAUGUACAUAUUUAAUAAAAUUUGAUAUAAUAAAGUUCUGGUGUUUGCAUAAUAAAUGAUUACUUCACAA
Messenger RNA from Chaetura pelagica (chimney swift), 1664 nucleotides. RefSeq names its product Spi-1 proto-oncogene (gene SPI1). Lineage: Eukaryota; Metazoa; Chordata; Aves; Apodiformes; Apodidae. The coding region runs from base 326 to 1126 and encodes 266 amino acids. Gene Ontology annotation, molecular function: DNA-binding transcription factor activity, RNA polymerase II-specific; sequence-specific DNA binding. The record is from RefSeq and is a predicted model, not a curated record. Gene Ontology annotation, biological process: regulation of transcription by RNA polymerase II; cell differentiation. Gene Ontology annotation, cellular component: nucleus. The transcript has 5 exons.